Candida tropicalis MYA-3404 is the source of this 1377-nucleotide messenger RNA. RefSeq names its product Bfr1p (gene BFR1). Gene Ontology annotation, biological process: intracellular mRNA localization. Gene Ontology annotation, molecular function: mRNA binding. The coding region runs from base 1 to 1377 and encodes 458 amino acids. The record is from RefSeq and is a predicted model, not a curated record. The transcript has a single exon. Gene Ontology annotation, cellular component: ribonucleoprotein complex; nuclear outer membrane-endoplasmic reticulum membrane network; endoplasmic reticulum. NCBI's taxonomy places the organism in Eukaryota, Fungi, Ascomycota, Pichiomycetes, Serinales, Debaryomycetaceae.
AUGGCUCCAACUGCUACUACUUCCGGAUCUUCUGCUUCUGCUUCAACUAAUUCUAACAGAAAAUUCAUCAAACGUCCAGAUGACAAAGCUAUUAGACAAGAAAUUGACAAGUUGAAAGAUGAAAUUAAAAAAUUAGAUCUUUCCAACAAUGAAAUCAAUGCUCAAAUUGCUAAGGCUCAAAUUGAUGAAAAAGUUAUUCAAAAGAGAAACAAGUUGCAAGCUGAAUUGAAAACCUUGAUUGCUAAACAAUCUCAAGGUAAAAAUGAACGUCAAACCAUUAAUGACCAAAUUAAAACUAUUGAUUCUUCUAUGAAAAAGAAGAUUGCUGAAAUCCAACAACAAACUUCAAAGAACAACUUUAAGAAUGCUGCUGAAAUCGAUGCUAGAAUUAACCACUUGGAUAGUAUGAUUGAUGCUGGUAACUUGAAAUUGGCUGAUGAAAGAAGAUACGUUAAGGAAAUGUCUUCUUUGCGUAAAUUACGUAAAGAUUUUGGUUCAAUUGAAAAGACUCAAGCUUUGAUUGAUCAAGACAAGGAAAAGAUUGCUGAAUUGAAGAAGAAAUUGUCUGCUACUCACAAUAAGGAAGUUCAAGCUAAAUUUGAAGAAAUUCAAAAAGAAUUGGACACCAUCAACGAUUCCAACAAAUCCAUCAUUGCUAAAAGAAAUGAAUUGUACGAUAAAAGAACUGCCAUCAAGAAGGAAAAGGAUGCCAAAUAUGAUGAAAUUAGAAAGAUCAGAAGUGAAUUUGAUGAAAAAUUUGCUGCUUUCAAGAAACAAUUGGCUGAAGAAAAGAAGAGACGUGAUGAAGAAUACAAGCAAAAAUUGGAAGAAGAAAAAGAACAAAAGAAGAGGGAAAGAGCUGAAAGAGAAUUGGCUGAAGCUUCUAUUCCAGCUUUUACUGAAGAAAUCAAUUCUAUCCACAAUUUGUUGAACUACUUUGACCCAUCUUAUGUCAAACCAACCAAGAAGACUGAAACUUCUACUUUGCCAACCAACACCAACUUGAGAAAGAUUGAUUUCCCAGAAGAUGUUGUUAUUAUUAAGAAGGAACAAGAAAGUUUCUUUGCUGGUACUAGAGGUAAGAAAUCCAAGGCCAAGAAACAAUCCAAACCAAAGAACUUUACUGUUGCUCCAGAUAUUGUUAUUGCUUUGAGUGACUUGGCCAUUCCAUUCCCAACCAAGGAAGAAGAAGUUGAAGGUACCAUCAAGACUUUGAAAGAAACCUUGACCGCUCUUGAAGAAAAACAAGAAGAACAAACCAAAGCCAACAUUGAAAAAGCUAAAGAAAGAAUUGCUAAAUUGAAUGAAGCUGCUGAUGAACAAGAAGAGGAAGAGGAAGAGGAAGAACAACAAGAAGAAGAACAAGAUGCUGAAUAG